AAAUUCCCAAUGACCAAACUGUCGUAUGCCCUACUCUUCCUCGUGCAUUCUUUGAUCGUUUUGUCCGAUAAACAAGACUACGACUAUCAGGUUCAUGAGAACAGCAACGAGACCGUACACGGGUCGUCGGCAUGGCUGAAGAACCAGACGACCAACUGGCAUAGGCCCAAGCCGCCAGGGUGUUGGUCAAGGCCUUGGAUUUGCAAACAAGGAGCUCCACCAAGGGCAGUGAUGAGAUGUUGCCGAAACCAAUGCGUGGACGUCUCAUCCGACGUCAACCACUGUCGUUUCUGCAACCGGAACUGCCCCUUCUCGUGGCUUUGCUGCGAUGGAAAUUGCGUAAACGUUAACACCGAUCCUUUUAACUGCGGAAGAUGUGGAAACAUGUGUCCCGUUGGCGCUCCUUGCGAGUUCGGGAUGUGUGGUUACGCUCAACCGUCUCCUCCCCAGUGGCCCCCUCGUCAUCCUCGCCAUCCCAAAUUCAGAUGGCCUAAGCCACCGCCUUCGUCAGAGAGCAGUGGAAAAGGUUCUGAAUAGAUUGAUUUGCUAUGGCGGCUAUUUGGGUUACUAGGGUUCUCACAUGGGUCGCAGUCCAUGCUAGAGGUUUCGAUCUUAUUAUCAUAAGAUACUUUCCAUUGAUUGGUUUCGUAUAAGUUUCGUUUGUUUUGAUUAUUUGUGUGUCGUUGUUGUCGUUGUCGUGUCAUUGCUUUUCGUUAUUGAGAAAUGAACAUGACGAAGUA
Messenger RNA from Tarenaya hassleriana, 740 nucleotides. Its product is annotated as stigma-specific STIG1-like protein 4. The transcript has a single exon. The coding region runs from base 10 to 537 and encodes 175 amino acids. NCBI's taxonomy places the organism in Eukaryota, Viridiplantae, Streptophyta, Magnoliopsida, Brassicales, Cleomaceae. The record is from RefSeq and is a predicted model, not a curated record.